UUUAGACAAGGCUCCCCUCAAAGAUGGCGGGCGCCUCCGACCCUCUGGAAGAUAUGCUGUUCUCCGAGGUGGAUGAGAAGGCGGUGAGCGACCUGGUGGGCUCGCUGGAGUCGCAGCUCGUCGGUCGGAGCGGAAACAAGUCCGGCGGCGCCAAGCAGCACAUAGGAAAAGCGUUAGCUUCUCGGGCUAAUACUACAUCCGAGCAGCAACAACAACAUCAUCAUCAUCAUCAUCAUCAUCAACAGCAUAAAGCCGGGACGGAGCGAGGCUCAGAUCCCGCCGAGAUCACCCCGGCGGGCAGAGCGGCUUCUCCGGAGAGCUGCGUGAAGGCGAGUACGAGCGGAUCUCGUUCCCACUCCUCCUCCUCCUCAUCCCCAUCCCCAUCCUCCUCCUCCUCACCAUCAUCUUCGGCUAAGAUUAGCGGCGUGUGCGCGCAGGAUGGAGCAACUUCUCCCGCGGCUAGCGUUAGCGCCGCCGGCCGCAGAGCAGGAGCAGCAGCAGGCUCGGGCUCCAUGGAGACGCCGCGGCAUUACGGCACGCGGAAGAAGCGCGGCGGCGCGCGGGGCAGCGCUGCGUCUCGGAGUGUGAACGGCGCUGCGACCUCCUCCGUCAGCAGCAACUCGCCGUCCAGCGCCGGGGCCGCGGUUUCCAUGGCGAUGGCGCGCGCCAACUCCACCACGUACACCGUGUCCAGCGCGAGCCGGUCCGUCGCGCUGGAUAAAGGGACACCCACGAUCGCGCUGCACCGACUCCCGAGUCACAUCGUGGCCAGCAUCGCUCAGGGCAGGAACGGCACGAGCGUGUCGGCGCUCAUCCAGCAAGGGCGCGUGAACCACGGCAAGAACGCAGAGAGCGCGCAGAGCGGCGAGGACAAGACCAAAGCAGAUGUGCAGCAGGUUGAGCCGGGGAGUGUGAACUCGGUCCCGGGUGCGGUGUGCAUCGCAGUGACCCAGUCCCAGCCUCAGUCCCAAUCCCAGCCUAAAUCUCAAAUCCAAUCCCAGCCUAAAUCUCAAAUCCAAUCUCAGCCUAAAUCUCAAAUCCAAUCCCAGCUUCAGUCCCAGCUUCAGUCCCAGCCUCAGUCCCAAUCCCAACCGAAAUCUCAAACUCAAACCAUAUCACAACCUAAAUCCCAACCUCAAUCCCAACCUCAGUCGCAGCCUCAAUCCCAAACUCAAUCCCAAAAUCAAUCCCAAACUCAAUCCCAAACUCAAUCCCAACCUCAAUCCCAAACUCAGUCUCAACCUCAAACCAUAUCCCAACCUCAAGCUCAGCUUCAAUCUCCAUCCCAACUCCAGCCUCAAACGCAAUCCCAGCUGCAGCAUCAAUCCACACUUCAACCUCAAACACAAUCCCAACCUCAAUCCCAACCUCAAACCCAAACCCAGCCUCAACUCCAACCUCAGCCUCGACCUGCAGCUCCACCGCAGAGGAUCACGGCUCCGCAGCUGAUCGUCAGACCGCCACAACAGCAGGCGACGAUCCAGCUUCCGCCAGGAUUUACCAUCCCGCAAGGCAUGGUGUUGGUGCGGACAGAGCUGGGUCAGUUGAUGAUGGUUCCGCAGCAAGCACUGGCUCAAGCGCAGGCCCAGAGCGCCCUCUCGCCCCGACCCGCUGCCCCCACCACUACAGCCACCUUCAGAGUCACCACCCCACAGUCUCCCGUCUCGGUCCAGGCCUCUCGGGCCACUCCUGCUGUCCAGAAUAAAGUGGUUCAGUCCCAAACCCUGAGUCCUGCUCCUCAGACCUGCACUUCUUCUUCUACUACUACUACUACUACUACUACUACUAGUACUGCUACUACUACUACUGCUACUACUACUACCACUCCUGCCCUUACUAGGGCGCCUUUGGCAGUGACAACGCCCCAGCAGCACCCUGCAGCUCUGGCCCCCCAGGGGCCCACCCUGGCUCCACCCACCGCAGCUGGCCCUGCCCCCGGAGCAACCGUCAUCUCCCAGGAAAUGCAAGAGAAUGUGAAAAAGUGUAAGAACUUCCUGGCAACAUUGAUCAAACUUGCAUCCCAUAAUUCCCCCUCACCGGAGACGUCCCGGAACGUGAAAGCACUGGUGCAGGACCUUCUGGAUGCUAAAAUUGAACCAGAGGAAUUCACCAGCCGGCUGCAGACGGAGCUGAAGUCAUCACCACAGCCUUACCUGGUGCCUUUUCUCAAGAAAAGCCUGCCAGCGUUGCGUUUGUCCCUGUUGAACAGUCAGCAGUCGCUCAUUCAGCCCCCGCAGCCUAAGACCACCGCGUCUCCAGCAGGAGCCGUUGCCGGGGCUGUUACCACGGGCAAUGCCCCCCGGCAACCUAACAGCACCAUUACACCGCCACAGAACAUCAAGAGGACAGGGACGGUAGGAGCCCAGGUCCGGAUGCCUGUGGUCAUCACGCAGACAGUGCGGGCGGCAGGUGCUGUAGGGAAGAGUCCGGUGGUGCAGGCGGGGAAAAGCCCCUCGGCGGUCAGCGUGCAGCUCUCAGGCGCUCAGAAGAACAAAGUGAACGAUCCUGGGGGAGGCUCCUUCAGGGACGAUGAUGACAUCAACGAUGUUGCGUCUAUGGCCGGGGUGAACUUGAGCGAGGAGAGUGCUCGUAUCUUAGCAACCAACUCGGAGCUGGUGGGCACGCAGAUCCGCUCGUGUAAAGACGAGGCCUUCCUGCCCACGGGUCUACUGCAUCGGCGCAUACUGGAGACGGCUAAGAAGUUUGGGGUGACGGAGGUUCCCCUGGAGGCAGUAAACUUCAUCUCUCACGCCACACAGACACGGCUGAGGACGGUGCUGGAGAAAGUGUCCUUCAUCGCCCAGCAUAGGAUGGACUCCAGCAAGUAUGAGGAGUGGCACGAGCAGUCGUCAGACGUCCGCUCUCAGCUCAAAUUCUUCGAGCAUUUAGAGCGGCUGGAGAAACAGAGGAAAGACGAGCAGGAGAGAGAGAUUCUCCUCAAAGCAGCCAAAAGUCGCUCGAGGCAGGAGGACCCAGAGCAGGCUCGUUUGAAGCAGAAGGCAAAAGAGAUGCAGCAGCAGGAACUGGCUCAGAUGAGGCAGAGGGACGCUAACCUCACAGCUCUCGCCGCCAUCGGACCUCGGAAAAAACGCAAAGUGGACUCGCCUGGAGCGACAUCGGGCACUGAGGUGUCGGGGAGCUCCGUGGGUUCUCCAGCCUCAUCGUUGUCGUCCUCGCGCCAGUUCCAUCGGCAGCGAAUCACGCGCGUGAACCUCAGGGACUUCAUAUUCUACCUGGAGCAGGAGCGAGAGACGAGCCGAUCGCUCCUGCUCUACCGUGCUCUGCUGAAGUAGCUAACGUCCACCGUGCUAACACUAACUAAACUCAAGCAACAUGGAAUCGGUAGCCAACACGCAGCGACCUCCAGCUUCCUCCUGCAACGUGCCUUCAGCCAGGUUUCAGCUCUCCUGCUCUCUGUGUCUGUCAUCACAUCGCCACUGGUUUAUUUAUUUAUUUAAAAUAUGAAAUGGUGAAGAUGUUUUCACUUUUUCUUUUCAUAUUUUUCACUUUGUUAAAGGAAACAAGUAAGAUCUUGAAUCGAAAGGCUGUCGAUUAAGGAUGAGCUCAGUUUUUUUUUUUUUUUAACGUGUCUGUAAAGCCGAGCCUGAUCUCACCGAUGUGUUCGAGAAAAGCAGCGUGUUGGAGGUUUAGUGUUUUCAUAGUGAACGAUCUUCAAGACUAAAUGCCUUGAAGUGACUCAUAAAGACUGAGUUUUUGUGCAAACUUUAUGCAGCAUUAUUUAUCCACACUAAAUUCAUUACAUUCAGGCACUUCAGAAUAACAAAAAGCCCAACACAGCAUUUAUUUAUUAACCCCUUCAGACCCAAAAUGUUUUCCAGGCACAAAAUUUACAUAACUGUCAAAAAGAAUAGUUCUUAACCAUAAAUAUUACUGUGAUAUCAUCAUGUGUAGGUAACUGUCAUGGCAACAAUAUUUCCAUCAUGCUAAAUUUACAUGUUGGCAUUAACAGUGUCAUUCUGUACGUUAUUACAGAAUAGACGUAAACUGUGACAUUGCGCAGCUGACGGCAGCACGAAGCCCCGUAAGUGUUGCCAUGGUGAUGGUGAUGUGUUGCAUAGCACUUAGCUAGCAUGUUGAUGACUGAUUUAUGACAAAGCUACAAAUCAGCUCCACGUGUCAACGUAAAUCAUGUUUGAUUUUAUUGUAGCUUAUUAUUUGUGAAGUAUGGGAAUGGUAACUAGUAAUGGAUCUGGAUAAACUGAAUAAGCCGAAUAGUGUUCGUGUUCAUCUAAAAAAUAUUAACAUUUGGUAUUGGAAAAUUCAAGUCUACAAGUUAAUCAUAGUGCAGGAGAUGGGAUUUGAGCGGAAAAAAACAGGUGAAAAAAAUGACACCACACAUCCACCAUUUAAUUCGAUUCAGUUUAGCAUUAUGUCUGAGGUGUGAACAUCUAUGCGUUAGUAGUAGCAUUUAUCAUUUUUGACCCCUUGUUACGGCGAUACGUCGACACCUGCUUUUACAGAUAAAGCAGCAGUGAGACGAAACAUGAAUAAAUAUUCACCUGGUGGAAAAGCCGGUUCACUGAAGGGGAAAGUAGGCAGGAUGCGAAAUAUGUAAGUGUGACUCCUUCACAUCACAGCGACUUUAUCUAGGUGAACUUUGACCUGUGAGUUCACGAGCCUCGGUUUUGUGAGCCAAUAGAAAACAAGAAAACAGGACCUGGGGUUUAAGGUGGGAAAAAACAUGGAGAAAAAACUAAUUAAUAAUUAAGCUCAACAUGAUACUUUUGCUUGGCGCACAUCAAAAAACAAGAAAUAUUAAAAAGAGCCACCUUGUCCAUAGACUAUCCACAGUUAUUCUGUUAGCAAUGUUAAUUUCUAAUGGCUACCUGAUUUACUAAACUCUUCUCUACCUUCAAAAAACAUCUGUAGUCCCAAGAUACCCUGAUUCACAUAACCCAGAACGCAGCUCUAUUCCUCGGUCAUUAAUUCUCGACCCAUUUAACACUACCACGUCAAAUAACUGCCAAUCAGUAGACAUAUUUUAAUUCAUUAUUUAUUUUUUUAAUGAGCGAAAAACUCCCCGAAUCAUGUGAUGACCUUUACAUUGCACACAGGGUCUGAAGGGGUUAAAAAAAACACCUAAUGACAGAUAACUGCAAAACUGUUUAAGUUAAUGACACUUUGAUGUAAAUAGUUUCUUUCAUAAUACUUUUAAUCAGCAUGUGUAAAGUUUUCCAUUUCACAUUUUUUAUCAACAGAAUAAUGACUAUUCCUUAAAGAUGAUUAAAUACAGUGCUACAGUUUUUGCAUGUGCACACUGUGUGUCCAUGAGAACUGCACACUCAACAUGUCGCUCAGUCAAAACCAGCAACGGUCAAGAGUAUAGCAAUACGCCACCAGUGAAGCGUUUCGGCUAAUAGUUCUGUCUGUACGCUGCUUAUGCCGAUGUUUCUGUCUGUAACUUACGUGGUGUCCAAAUAUGAGUUCUUUAUCAAUAGGAGUUAAUAAAAAAAUCAAAUAGUAUUUAAAUUAACUUUUUUAAUGACGGUUGUUGAACUUGGCAGCUUCACAAAAAAAACCUCAUGUAGUGAGAGAACCGAAGCCAACAGCAGCAGAAAACCGAUCUCAGAACGUUAGGAAGAAACCUCGAGAGAAGCCAAGACUCAGAAAUAAACAUGGAGUGCAGGAGUGUAAGAGAGAUUACUAGAGUUCAGUGGAAAGAUCCGAGAUACAAUAAGGACUGGUGUUAGAAGUUUCUCAGAAGAUAUAGAGGUCCAAAUAAAUGGUCCGGAAAAGAUUUGAUAUGCUGUAAAGUCAACUCCAGAAUUAUUGGCACCCUUCAUUUUUUGAAAAUGAGCAAAAAUGACUAGCAUGCAGUAAGUGAUAUAUAUAUCGAGCUUAAAGUGACGCUGUAUAAGUAAGAAAUAAAAACCCAACAGGGAACGUGAUGUUAUAGGAAAAUAGUCAAUGACACAAGGUAGAGUUACUGUCACCACCCUGGAGUUGAUUAUUUUCCUAUAACAGCACAUCCUGAAGUGUUGUUAUUCCACGUAUACCACAGCAAUUUGCCAACCGUAACAAGUUCAUGAGUUCGAGUCUAAAUGAUGCCGCAUACAAGAGAGCAAAAUGUGUCGUACUCGGAUGGCGUUAAUCUCUUGUAGCUGUCGUCUGAUAGGAAAAGACCAAAUGAGGGGGAAAAUGGAGGGGGAAAAAUGAUUUCCUGUUAUCACUUACAUUAUAACAGCUAUAAAGUAUUCAUUCCCUGAAAAAGCUUAAAACAGCUUUAAUUUGUUACAAAGUUGGAGUGGAAAAUGUAAUUAUGUAUUGUAGGAUAUUUAUGGUAUUCGUUUAUUUUUGCCCAUUUUGUUGCAAGGUGCCUGUAAUCGAUUAUGGAGUUGAUUGUACGUAUAUCAGAACAUUCAACAUGCACAGUAUUAAUAUUAUUUCAAAAUAUUGUCUCCACCUCUGGGGUUCAUUCAGAAGGCAGCAUAAAGGCUAGAGUUAUUAUUUUGGGAAAAUGUUAAAGAAGAAGCAUCUUCUAGAAAACCUCCUAGAAAAUCUGAUAUUUCUCCUAACCAGGUCAGAGUUCAGUUAAAGGUUGGAAGAACAUGAUGGUCAGACAAAAUGGCCGACCUGGUACUGAACACAGUGCUGAAGGUUUCACUGUGUUUUCAUUUGAUAUUUCAUUUGAUAUUUCAUUGUGUUCAGUUCCCCGGUGUAAUUUCAGUAUGUGAGUGUGUAUUUGUAAAUGUACAGUUGUAUUAUUUUCUGCCUUCUGGUGCUCAGAGGAGUGAUCAGAAGUGUGAAUGUGCACUACUGCAGCACUAACACUGAGCUCACAGUGAAUGUACACACUGCACGUUGUGCUGUUACUGAACUGUCAGAUGUUCACAUGUUCGUCGCUUCCUGGAGCUGCCCCAGUUCUGACUCUCCGCGUCCUCGUCAGUGUUCCUCUGUCACAAUGUUGAAAUUGUAAUCUGAUUUAUUUCUCUUUUUUUAAACACACAAUCAGCGAUGCAGCUACUUUAUUCUUAAGAAACACAUACUGGACUAAUUAGAUUGGACGAUAUAGCCUAUAUGAUGUCGAGGCAGCCGUUUUCUUCUGUCACUGAUGCCAUCUUGAUAUUGAUAAAGUCUAUUUUAUACACAGAACUCUGAUGUAGUCGAUCAGCUAAGGCAUGUUUGGUGUCUGAGGUUUAACUUGAGUUUUGCACUGGAGCUAUGAGGCUAAUAGAGAUAGCAGCAUUAUAGCCACCAGUUUUUUUUUUAGCAUUGUGCGAAUUGUAUGACAAAAAAUCAGCACACAUUUACCUCAACUUGUGUCUCAAACAGAUGUGCUGCUGAUGUGGAUUCUGUCUCUGUAUGACACAGUGCUAUCUAUAAACAUGGACAAAAGCACGUCAUAACGGACAAAAUAUACGAUUAACGAAAUUCAGAUGAUUUACAAUAGUUCAGUUUUUUAAAAUUAAUUAUUAUAUUAAUUAUAUAUAGUUUUACUUUUUUGCUAUUUAUGUUACUAUGUAUAAAUGGUAUUGCUCAACCAAACAAUUCAGCAGGCAUUUUGCUAAACGGUUAACUACACCCUUUACUUGUUGGCUACAUUCUAGCUGAAAAAUAAUCAUCUCAGACGUGAAACAUGUCUUGGCAAAUCGACUACAUUUACAGUAAGGUAGAACUUGUGUACAUUUUAUCUUGGCUUAACGAUUAUUAUAGUAACUGUCCUGGUUAUAUAAGUUUAAACGAUGAUCACAGAAGUAAUCUGAUUCUUUUCAGCUUUUUUUGUACACACACAACCCCAACAUCUGUAGCUCUUAUUCAAAACUGUGUCCAAUCCAGACAUCGCUUUGUAUAUAAAAUGGACAGGAGGUCAGUUUCUCAGUCACCAAUACUGUUUUGAGAUCAGAUAUCGUUAUUCAUUGAUACUUGUGCUAUCCAAAUCAACACUUCACAUGUUUUUAGUGAUAUUCCUUCAACACAUUUCAUACUGAAGUCACGAUGCGACUUAUUUCCUCUCUUCUCUUUUUCUCACGUCACGACUGUAGCUCUUAAUUUACACGCAAUUUAACACAAAUAAGGAUGCACGAUGUCACAGGAGGUCCUUCUUUCUUCAAUUCUGAUAUUCUCAGUUGCAUUUUUCAGUGAAUUGAAUUAUGAAGUUGAGUUUAUAGGUUUGGGUUCAGUGUUUAGUCGGAGGCAGAGACAAAAAAACAGACUUCACCUCGACAUCACCUUAAACUGAAUCACAGACAUCAUUAACACUAACUUUGCUGCGUGUCUCUGACCUUUCCACACUUGACAUUCAGUCUUUCCUAAAAAAAAAGAGCGCUUUAUUUCUAUGCACAUGCUAUUUUUUUUUUUUUUUUGCUUCGUAAUUUAUAAUAUUUUUUUAACAGGCAAUGUCAGAAACUGUCACUUUUUUCACUGUUUGUUUUUUAAUUAUACAUUAUUUUUUAAACAGCACUAUUGUUUUAUUUGUUUUGUAUAAUAUAUAUAUAUAUAUAUAUAUAUAUAUAUAAUAGCUAAAGUUAUGUUACUAAUGUAUUACAGCGAUCAGCUGUGUCUGACUCUGCACCUUUGCCAGUAUUGUCACUAGCAGUUAAAGGGAAUUUUUUAUUACUAUUUAUAUUUUGUCUUUUUUUUUGUUGCUCAUUGGGAUUCACGUCUGCCAUAUUUCAGGCAAUGCGGUUUAAUCACGAAAUACCAUACGAACAAACGAUAGUACUUUAAACAAAGCACAAAUAAACCUGUUUGUCCAGUUGUUAAGAUGAUUUUAAUAAUUAUUUUUAUGGUUUCAGAUAUCAAGCAGGACAUUUCUACUCCAGCUUUUUAGCCAAAAUAUUAUUAUGAUUAUAAUUAGGAAGGUAUUACUGAUGUACACAGUUGGGAAAUCAAUGUUUUAAUGGAUGAAUAAUUUGUAAAUAUUGUUUACAAGACCAUGUGUUUAUUAGAACUACAUUAUUUUUGGUAAAACUCUGUACAUAUCCUGAAAUAUUUCCUGUUUGUGUGAAAAAAAACUUCUGUAUUUGUACCUAUUUUGUAAAGAAAUAAAUGAGCUGUUUACUAAACUUAA
Messenger RNA from Pangasianodon hypophthalmus (striped catfish), 9031 nucleotides. Its product is annotated as transcription initiation factor TFIID subunit 4B. Gene Ontology annotation, biological process: transcription initiation at RNA polymerase II promoter; DNA-templated transcription. The record is from RefSeq and is a predicted model, not a curated record. The coding region runs from base 24 to 3293 and encodes 1089 amino acids. Gene Ontology annotation, molecular function: RNA polymerase II general transcription initiation factor activity; DNA binding; protein heterodimerization activity. The transcript is spliced from 15 exons. NCBI's taxonomy places the organism in Eukaryota, Metazoa, Chordata, Actinopteri, Siluriformes, Pangasiidae. Gene Ontology annotation, cellular component: transcription factor TFIID complex.